This is a messenger RNA of Lactuca virosa, 897 nucleotides long. The record is from the annotation of a GenBank genome assembly. Lineage: Eukaryota; Viridiplantae; Streptophyta; Magnoliopsida; Asterales; Asteraceae.
AUGUCUGGCCUAAUUGCUUAUCGAAAGGAAAAGAGACAUUAUCCACAGAAACCAUUAGACAAAGAAGGUAGUGAUUAUUUCUCCAUAACAAGUUUUGAUGCAGGAUUAGUGUAUGAUGACAUCUUGAAAGCAAUGGAUAAUUUUGAUGAAGCAUAUGCUAUUGGGACCGGAGGAUAUGGGACUCUGUACAAAGCCGAGCUACAACCUAACACAGUGGUAGCAGUCAAGAAGCUUCACUCAUCAUCUGAGAACGUUGAUCAUAAUGGAUUCCUUAAUGAGAUACGAGUAUUAACGAAUAUAAGGCAUCGAAACAUAGUGAAACUCUAUGGAUAUUGCUCACAUGCCCGCCACUCAUUUUUGAUUUAUGAAUACCUUGAAAAGGGAAGCCUUGGAUCAAUCUUAAGAAGUGAUGUUUUAGUAACAGAACUGGACCGGUUGAAAAGGGUAAAUAUUGUAAAGGAUGUAGCUAAAGGUUUGGCUUAUAUGCAUCACGACUGCUCACCUCCUAUAAUUCAUAGAGACAUUUCCAUUGCCAACAUCCUUCUUGAGUCUGAUUAUGAGGCACACAUUUCUGAUUUUGGCACAUCCAAGCUUUUAAAGCUAGACUCAUCCAAUUGGACCACAAUCAAAGGAACACAUGGCUAUAUAUCGCGCCAGAUAAUCUUUGGGAUCGUGGCACUAGAAGUGAUCAUGGGAAAGCAUCCUGGUGAAUUACCAACAUUGUGGGCGGAUUAUCUGGUGUUAGGAAAUGUUGGAGAUAGUCGGAUUCCACUUCCUUCACCACAAAUUGAGAAAAAAGUUAAUAUGGUUCUGAAUCUCUCUAGAGCAUGUUUGAACUCGAAUCCACAAGGAAGACCAACAAUGCGCCAAGUUUCAUAUAUGUUGAUGAAGACAUGA